AUGUGCGAUGCGCACGCACCCGCGGCCCCAGCCGAUACCUUGGAAGCGGAGAAGAAUGUUGAGUUGGCUUCAAAGGCACCUUCAGAGGCGGAGUCCACCUCCGCGAUCUGCCGAAUCUGCUGGGAGGACCUGGUGGAGGGCGCGGACUACUUUCAGCCCUGCAGGUGCCGGGGAACGCAGCGUUGGGUUCACCGUUCCUGCUUCCAAACCUGGACCAAGCUGUCGGCCGUCAACACGCUGAAAUGUCCGACCUGCGGCUACCAGUACCGCCGAGUGGUUCGGGGUUCCUGGGCGAUGGUGAAAGCCAUGCUGAAGGAAGCGGGCCGCUGGAUAGUGAUGGCGUCGUACUUCAUUGCCACGCGGGGCCUUGCCAGGCAAAUCUACAAGGGGCUGCUGACCGACGCGAGGGAUGGCCGGCCUUUCUCCAUGAACAUCUUCUGGCCGACAGUAUACCUCAUGGAUAUCCGUGGCGACCCUCAUGCUGGGCGACUCCUUUUCGCGGACAGCUGCGUGGCAGCCUGCACCUUGACGUUCAAGCGGGGACUCUGGUGCCUUCGCACGCGUGUCCCCCUGGUCUGGCCGCCUCCGGUGCUCUUCCCCUCCAUCUACCAGGAGUUUGGGUGUCAGAUCUUCAAAGCCUGGUCCUUGCGACUCAUGGAGCUGGUGCUGAUCCUGCACAACUACGCGGGCUCUGCCAGCCUUCUCCGAUGUGCCUUUGAUGCGUCCGUCAACCUCUACGCCUUCGUCAUCGCCAAGCACGAGGCUCAUCGCAGCCUCGCCUGCUGCCUUCGGGACAGCACGCACGUGGUCUCCUACAAAUCCGGCUGA
This is a messenger RNA of Symbiodinium natans, 828 nucleotides long. The record is from the annotation of a GenBank genome assembly. Lineage: Eukaryota; Dinophyceae; Suessiales; Symbiodiniaceae.